AUGGAAAAGAUGCCCACAACGACAGCCAUGACACGCUGCGGUAGCCCUACUUUGAUGAGCACAUAUGCUCAUGCACUGUCUCCUACUGACAGACUCACCCUCGCCGAACGAAAGGCUUUCGGUAAAUCAGAUCGUAAAGCUAGCAAGGUCCUCGGUGUCACACUUACGCGUAAUCACCUGGGACAGAUAAACCAGGAUAGAAGACUUUCUCUAAGCCUAACACAAGAUCAAGAGAAUGCCCAAAGUGAUCAUAUCCCCGAGGAAUGUAUGGUUCCAGGUGCAAUGCGCAAUGCAAGCGUCGCCACCAUCAUUAGGCCACUCAAGCACCUUGGCCGUGUGCUCGCUUCGGGUAUGAGGAUCGUAGAGAAGCAGAACAAAGGACGCAUGGAUGCUGACGAAUAUACGCCACGCGUUGUAUUGGGCCUCUUGUGGUCUGUUGGAUCGCUUGAAAAGGAGGGUAAGGGAGAACUACCGACUGGCAUUAGCGUAUGCUCGAUCCCGGAGCUAGAUGAGAGUGAAAGGUGCGAUACCGCAGCGCCUCUUGGAGCCGAAUUUCUAAGGCGAAAUGAUGAAGAGGGGGAAGACAAUCUAUUCGGCGGUUUUCCGAUGGGCCUUAUUCGGGACAUCGAAACCCCGUUGGCGAGUCCCGGCCUUGAUCGACGUGUCGAGGAGAUACAGUCUGGUGGAACGAUUGGACCAUCAGAUGUACAUGUGUCGCCGGUUGCAUCUCUCUGCUAUACGACUAAUUUCGAGGUAUCAUCCGAAGGAAGUCCGGUACUUUCCUCUAACGACUCAUUUGAUGACAGGCUUUGUCCGGCGGAACGGGCUUACCUCGACUUCUUGAUUGCACAGGACGAAGCCGAAGAGCAACCAAUAAGGAGAAGAGAAGCGUUGCGAUCCAGGAACAAGGUGCUGGAUGUGUUGGGAGCAGAGGCGCGACAAGCAGUUGAUGAACAAUGGUAG
Molecule: messenger RNA, 963 nt
Organism: Suillus bovinus
Lineage: Eukaryota; Fungi; Basidiomycota; Agaricomycetes; Boletales; Suillaceae
Exons: 1
Coding region: 1-963 (320 amino acids)
Source: RefSeq, a predicted model, not a curated record